Molecule: messenger RNA, 513 nt
Organism: Parnassius apollo (apollo)
Lineage: Eukaryota; Metazoa; Arthropoda; Insecta; Lepidoptera; Papilionidae
Source: the annotation of a GenBank genome assembly
AUGAAAAUUAUAAUAGAAACAACUGAAUUAAACUCAUCUAUUGAUCAAGUAAAAAACAAUGUUGUUAUCGAAGAAAAUAUAAAGUGCAUAGGGCAGUCAACUAAUUCUGCUAUAGAAGUUUCUAAUACACAAUCAUCAUCAGUUGAAGUUAAUAACAAAAAAACAUCGGCAUUACAAUUAAGUAACAAAAUAGCAGUUCAAGUAAACCAUACAGAUUUAUCCUAUAAAGAUAAAAGCAGGUUUAAGACUGAUACACUAGUUGAAAAAAAUGAUCAUUAUAUUAAUGAAAAUGACUUAAAUGAGACAAAUUAUUAUGAACAUGCUACUUAUAAUAUUUUGAGUAAAUUGGGGCAAAGUAUAGAACUAAAUGAAGCCUUAAGAUCAUCCGAUGUCAACGAUCAUGUGGAAGGUAACAAUUGUACUGGGCGGCAAGAAGUCUUUAAAAAAGAGGAACUGCUAGAUAUUUUGCAAGGAAAGAAUGUAGAAUCUUCUGACAAAGAAGUAGUUGAAUAA